This is a messenger RNA of Talaromyces rugulosus, 2853 nucleotides long. RefSeq lists its product as uncharacterized. The record is from RefSeq and is a predicted model, not a curated record. NCBI's taxonomy places the organism in Eukaryota, Fungi, Ascomycota, Eurotiomycetes, Eurotiales, Trichocomaceae. The coding region runs from base 1 to 2853 and encodes 950 amino acids. Gene Ontology annotation, molecular function: 3',5'-cyclic-nucleotide phosphodiesterase activity. The transcript has 6 exons. Gene Ontology annotation, biological process: signal transduction.
AUGGCCUGUAAUUUCUCGAGCGGCGCCGUCUACAUAGACGAACGAGUCCAGACGGAACGAUGGAUAUAUCGAGAUACGAUCAACGCAUCUCAAAGCAUAUCCGAUUUGAUGCCUGAAGAACCUACCACACUGCAAGUAAACGUGCAAUCGUUGCUCGAUGUGUGCUCGCAGAUUUACCUCUGUCACUCCGGCAAAUCAUUUUCCACAACCCUGGCCGACUUACAUGAACUCAGCCUGUCGAGUAGCGGUCCCGUGUUUGCUUUCAUCGAUAUCGACUCAAAUACCGAGGCCGUCGCAUUGCGUCGACGGGGAGGUCAGGAUCCUACAAGCAACUUGAGCGUUGGAAAUGGAAAUCCGUCAUUCAAGGGGUUCUCGUUUUUGUCUGAAUCAGCCAACUCAUACGGCGUUCAGCUAUUGGCUCUGCUAUCAUCCGAUCUGCAACUGCAAGAAGGCCCGAAACUAAUCCUUCCUGUGGCCCUUUUACGGUCUUCCGAGGAGAGCUCAGACGGCGGUGCCGAGUUCGAUCCCGAUGCCGAAGCCUAUUGCACCGACCAGUCAAUGGAUCACAAUUGUCCGAUUCUUUCAUCCAGUCAACAAAUUUCUCUGCCGCGCUGUCUAGAUGCUGGCGCAGUGGACGUCAUUUGUCAACCAUUACAACCCCUGCGAGUUCGGGGUUUGAUGGUCCAUGCCAUCCGGGCUCGUCGGGCUGCCCAGAGAGAGAUGUCCCGAUUUAUGGCCGUGAAGAAAUCAAGAAAACAGUCAUGGGUCGGACUCCACAACGAAAAGCCGUAUGCAUACUUACGAGAGGUUAUGGUCUCGAAGCUUAUGAAGUCGAUAUGUAACCCCGAAGAAGCCAUCGAAGAAUUCCAUGAUAGUGACUUGGAUAUCACACCCGAGCGAAAGGCUUUUGUAGAACGCAUCGUCGGUGAAUGGGGAUUCUGCGCGCACAGUUUGACCGAAGAUGAGCUUGUACAUGCGGCUUGCACAAUGCUUACACACGCCAUGACAAUGCCAGGACUCGAGGCCUGGAAAUUGACUGAAGAUGAAUUGCGCACCUUUUGCCUUGCUAGCCGGGCAGCGUAUAAUUCUUUUGUCCUAUAUCACAACUUUCGCCACGCUAUAGACGUCUUGCAGUCAGUCUUUUGGAUUUUACUUAGGAUCGGUGCUCUUCCCCCCGUCAACGCCUCUCACGAGUCGCCUUCACCAAUCCCCAAAUCACCGGUGGCAGAUUUGAUCACACCCCACGAUGCCCUUACUCUCUUGAUAUCGGCUAUCGGGCACGACGUUGGCCACCCAGGAGUGAACAAUGUGUUCCUCAUCAAACUCAAUGCGCCUUUGGCUCAACUGUAUAACGAUAGCUCCGUUUUGGAGGCGUUUCACUGUGCUGCCUUUUCCCAAAUUCUCCGCCGUCAUUGGCCUGCCGCUUUUCGCGAUACAAACCUACGCAAACUCAGCAUUAGCACGAUUUUGGCAACAGAUAUGGGCGUACAUUUUAAAUUUAUGGGAUCCUUGGCUGAAUUGCAAUCAAAAUACCAUGCGAACGAGGAUCUGCAAACAUGGUCACCACAAGACCGUGAUACUUACAAGACACUCAUGUGCGGUCUAAUCAUCAAAUGUGCCGACAUUAGCAACGUGGCUCGACCUUGGAAAAUAGCUGAACAAUGGACCAACAUUCUCCAAGAAGAAUUCGCCCACCAAGGUGAGAUGGAGAAGGAGGUGGGCAUAGAGACUGCUCUCUUUGGAGGCCCCCCCGAAUUAGGCAACGUGCUCAAGCUUGCUACCGGUCAAAUAAACUUCAUGUCCAUAUUCGCUUUGCCCCUCUUUGAAGGGGUUGCCGAUCUGUGCCCGCGAUUAGGUGCCGCUGUUGAGCAAAUCAAGUCCAAUAGGUCGACAUGGCAACAAAUCAUCGACCGUGAGGAGCAGCGAAACCUUGUUGUUCCCGAUGCCGAUUCCGAUGAGCAACGGUCGCCAAGGUCCCUUAGUCCCGCCAAGCCAGAAACAACAGCUCUUUCAACUGUGCAGGAGAAUGAUAUUAUAGUAGCGGAAGGUCCGAACGCCGAAAUCACACUGGACCAACCGCCGGAUGAGUCAGUAUCUGCCCCGUCGCUUACGGCUCAGCAAAAGGUCGCCGAGAGCACGAUAGAUCUGUCUCAGACCACUAUCUCGGGCUUCCAAACACCUGCAAACAACGACAAAACCAUUAUUUCGUUCGAAUCCCCAUCAAGUCAUGAUGAAAGCACCGAGGAUUCCUCAGAGGCAACCCUCGCGACCUACACCGGCGCACAUUAUAGGGGUGUCUCUAAUACCUCUAACCCUGUAUCCCGACCUUCCAGUUCUUAUGGUAUCGGCAGAGACACGAGAACACAAAGUGAAAGCACUUGUGCUAACACUGUCGCGACUCCCGUUUCACCCGCUACUAAUGCAACCAGCUUCGUCACCUUGGACAGCGGUGAUGAAAAGGACAACAUCAGUGGCAGUGGUCUAAGCAGCAGGAGCGAUGUCUAUCCGCUGGAUGACGACCACCGCCCUUCUCGUCCAUCAUCGUCAUUAGGAUUGUAUGCCGUGUCAGAUCGGCAAUUGCCUGAAUCGAAAGGCCUAUAUUUCCCACAAAAGCCACGUUCUUCAGACCGUCUCAGAGAGCUCAGCAAAAGCCAUCAUGUGAUGUCAACAUUCCUUGAAAAUGCACUCGGCCGAAACCCUUUGUCGGCGGAAUGCGUACCACACACUCAUACCAAUGGCGAUGAGUCGUCCUCGCCUCAUCAUCGAACGAUUCCACGCAAGAAAAGCCGUCUUCGACUAGCUUUCUGGAGACGAAAAAUCCAGAGCCAGCAACAAGCGGAUAAUGAAUACUGA